Messenger RNA from Doryrhamphus excisus (bluestripe pipefish), 4638 nucleotides. Lineage: Eukaryota; Metazoa; Chordata; Actinopteri; Syngnathiformes; Syngnathidae. The record is from RefSeq and is a predicted model, not a curated record.
CGGUGCGCGGUCACGCACAAGUCCUGCUGUCACGAGCUUGAUCCAGGCAGCGGGGUGAAGGCUUGGAGAAUUUGCAACGGGCACAAAUUAUACGAUCCGUCUUAUUUAGCCAAUUUAGAGAGAACGGGUAUAUUUUUUCUAUCACCGGCUGGCAACCAACCAAUACAAUUAACAGUGUUGUUUGACUCAACCUGUGAUGUCUUGCGGUAUUUGAACGCAAUUUGCUAGCCAGCUAGCUAGCUAGCUGCCGAGCUAGCUGUGCGCUGCGAGUGACUUAACGGCCGGACGGAAAGCUGCAAAAAUGCCUGCUGUAUCGAAAGGAGAUGGAAUGCGAGGAUUAGCUGUUUUCAUUUCGGACAUAAGGAAUUGUAAAAGCAAGGAAGCAGAGAUCAAACGGAUCAAUAAAGAGCUGGCCAACAUUCGCUCCAAAUUCAAAGGGGACAAGGCUCUUGAUGGCUACAGCAAGAAGAAAUAUGUGUGCAAGUUGCUGUUUAUCUUCCUGCUCGGCCAUGAUAUUGACUUUGGACACAUGGAGGCCGUCAACCUGCUGAGUUCCAACAAGUACACAGAAAAGCAGAUUGGCUACCUAUUCAUCUCCGUGCUGGUCAACAGCAACAGCGAGCUGAUCCGUCUGAUUAACAACGCCAUCAAAAAUGACCUGUCCAGCCGCAACCCCACUUUCAUGUGCCUGGCUCUUCACUGCAUUGCCAACGUCGGCAGCCGUGAGAUGGCUGAGGCCUUUGCCAGUGAAAUUCCACGCAUCUUGGUUGCUGGUGAUACCAUGGAUAGUGUGAAACAGUCAGCUGCCCUCUGUCUGCUGCGGUUGUAUAAAACAUCCCCAGACUUGGUGCUGAUGGGGGAGUGGACAUCCCGCGUGGUGCACCUUCUCAAUGACCAACAUAUGGGUGUAGUGACAGCAGCCAUCUCACUUAUCACCUGUUUGAGCCAGAAGAAUCCAGAUGAGUUCAAGACCUGUGUUUCCCUGGCGGUGUCUCGACUCAGCAGGAUUGUGUCAUCAGCCUCCACCGACCUGCAGGAUUACACCUACUACUUUGUUCCAGCACCAUGGCUGUCUUGCAAACUUCUGCGUCUGCUGCAAUGCUAUCCUCCUCCUGAAGAUGGCGCUGUAAAGGGCCGCCUGGUGGAGUGUCUGGAAACCAUUCUCAACAAGGCCCAAGAGCCACCCAAGUCAAAGAAAGUACAGCAUUCCAAUGCUAAGAAUGCUAUCCUGUUUGAGGCUAUUUCUCUUAUCAUCCACUAUGACAGUGAGCCAAAUCUGCUGGUGCGAGCCUGUAAUCAGUUGGGCCAGUUCCUGCAGCACAGAGAGACUAACCUGCGUUACCUGGCUCUGGAAAGCAUGUGUACUCUGGCCAGUUCCGAGUUUUCCCAUGAAGCAGUCAAGACGCAUAUUGAGACGGUCAUAAAUGCCCUAAAGACUGAGAGGGAUGUUAGUGUUCGACAGAGAGCGGCAGACCUGCUGUACGCCAUGUGUGAUCGCAGCAAUGCCAAGCAGAUCGUAGCCGAGAUGCUCAGCUACCUUGAGACAGCAGACUACUCCAUCCGAGAGGAGAUGGUGCUCAAAGUAGCCAUUCUAGCCGAGAAGUAUGCUGUCGAUUAUUCAUGGUACGUCGACACCAUUCUCAAUCUCAUCCGCAUUGCUGGCGAUUAUGUCAGUGAAGAGGUAUGGUACCGUGUCAUCCAGAUUGUCAUCAACCGUGAUGAUGUGCAAGGCUACGCUGCCAAGACGGUCUUUGAGGCCCUGCAAGCCCCCGCCUGUCAUGAGAACAUGGUGAAAGUUGGCGGCUACAUUCUUGGAGAAUUUGGUAAUCUCAUUGCUGGUGACCCCCGUUCCAGCCCCUUGGUCCAGUUCAACCUCCUUCACUCCAAGUUCCACCUGUGCUCUGUGCCGACUCGUGCUCUACUGCUGUCGGCCUACAUCAAAUUCAUCAACUUGUUCCCAGAGACCAAGAGUACAAUCCAGGAGGUUCUCCGUUGCGACAGCCAGAUUCGUAAUUCUGAUGUCGAGCUGCAGCAGCGUGCUGUGGAGUAUUUGAAACUUUCUUCGAUUGCCAGUACCGAUGUCUUGGCCACCGUUCUGGAGGAGAUGCCUCCUUUCCCCGAGAGGGAGUCUUCAAUUUUGGCUAAACUGAAGAAGAAGAAGGGUCCUGGUGCAGUAUCUGUGACAGACCUGGAAGACAACAAACGAGAAGGCGGGGAGCUGAAUGGAGGCGGUGAACGGGGCCCGGACACAGCAGCCAUGGCUGCCUCCAAUGCUUCUACCCCGUCCCCAUCAGCAGACCUCCUUGGCAUCCGAUCUGGACCCCCUGUUGGCACAGCUCCAACCAGUGCUGGCAGCCUGCUGGUGGAUGUGUUCUCUGAAGCAGGCCCCGCUGCACCUUCCACUGCGGUGAAUGACGAUGGCUUCCUAAGAGAUCUGGAACAGCCCACCUCUGAGACCUCUGACUCCCUAUUGGUGGAGGGUUCUGGUGACUCGGACUCUGCUCCUCCCUCUGAGGAUCCUGCUCCCCCUCUGUCUGACGCUGAUGAACUUCUUAACAAGUUUGUGUGCAAGAACAAUGGUGUUCUGUUUGAGAAUCAGCUUCUACAGAUUGGCAUCAAAUCCGAAUACCGUCAAAAUCUGGGGAGAAUGUAUUUAUUCUAUGGGAACAAGACAUCAGUGCAAUUCGCCAGCUUCACCACUACAGUCAACUGUCCUGGAGAGCUUCAAUCACAGCUUAAUGUUCAGACCAAACCAGUGGAGCCACUGGUGGAGGGAGGAGCCCAAAUCCAGCAGGUCCUCAACAUCGAGUGUCUGACUGACUUUUCUGAUGCUCCACUGCUCAACAUCAAGUUCAGAUAUGGAGGAGCUCUGCAAAACCUGACCCUCAAGCUGCCCGUCACCAUCAAUAAAUUCUUCCAACCGACUGAAAUGUCCUCAAAUGAUUUCUUUCAGCGUUGGAAACAGCUGAGCCAGCCUCAACAAGAAGCACAAAAGAUAUUCAAGGCCAACCACAGCAUGGACACAGAAGUACUUAAGGCUAAGCUUUUGGGACUCGGAGCGGCCCUGCUGGACAAUGUCGAUCCAAACCCAGAGAACUACGUGUCUGCUGGAGUGAUCCAGACCAAGGGUCAGCAGGUUGGCUGUCUGUUAAGACUGGAGCCCAACGCCCAGGCACAGAUGUACCGACUGACGCUGCGCUGCAGCAAGGACUCUGUGUCAAAGCGUCUCUGUGAGCUGCUGGCCCAGCAGUUCUAGAUUUGCAAGAGCUCCAGAACUUUAUCAAGACCAGUCCUCCCAGCACCCCCACCAGCGAUCUCUCCCCUCCUGUCUCUUCCCACACAUGUCCCUCCAGCAAAGGAUCUUAAAAAAAAACCUACAUAAGGGAAAAAGCAGCCGCUGUUAGCAGCAGCGGCCAUAUUAUUGUCAUUAUUCUAAUUCAUCUUCAAUUUGUUUAUUAACAUCAUGCAACAUUACGUUUGUUUUUGGUGUUUACCUGUGUCGCGGCCAGGACUGUGCGAGUGUGUGUGUGUUUGUAUGUGAGCAUGUGUAUGUCUGCUUUAUCCUGGCUGCUGUGUAUUACUGAUGCUUUGUGUACAGUGUGUGUGGGUGGAUGUUUGCGUUGAUGUUGAUCAAUUGGGAGAUAGUAUUCAUCAUACACAUGCCUCUAUCUUCUCCCAAGCCCUUUACACACACAUAUAAUUCCUUGUGGCCCAAUAAUGAAGGAAGAACCUGCUCUCUGUUCAUUUGACACAUUCCCUGUGAUCAUAGGCCAGUGAAAAUGCACUUAAGGCUUUUUGGCAUGAGUCCUGAGUGUGACCAACCUGAUUUUUCUGCUCUGAAAUGAGUCAACUCGAUGCUUUGUUUGGUAUCAAUGUGUCUGUAAAUAAGCGGCAGUGUGUUUACUUUAUUGCGUUCAUAGACAUUCCCAUCAAGCCCGGGCUGCCCAUGUAGAAAGAUGGAAGUCAGUGGGAAGGAACGUUUCCACUCCUUAUCCACGGCUCUGCUGUGUAAACCUAAAAAAUGAUGUUGAAGCUGCUAAUUGUCUUUUUGAGACAAGCGUCAUCUGUCAUCAAACAGCUUAUUUGCUUCUUUUUUUUUUUUCCAAAGACAAAACUUUAAAGGCGAAUGUUUGUCGUCACCCCCAACAUACGACAAAUAAGAUAUGCUCCACUUGCUGCUUCAUGGUCAGUAUAGAACACAAUAAAUGCAGCAUACAUUUUUUUUCCAGCAUUUGGCAAGGACCAUCCAUCUAUCCCCGUCUAGAUAGCGUUAUUCUUUGAUUCACAGUUUGUGUCUUGGGCUUCCUGAGCAGCAGUGGUGAUGUACUGUAGUGGAAGAAUACUAGACUUGUCCAUUAUAAUUACAGAGGACUCUAUAUGUGUGACUGGAAGCAGGUAAUACAACAGACAAAGACAUUGUCAUAUUACAAUCUAUGGCUGCACGGCAGUCACAAAUCAUUGUAGUGAAAAGCUUUUUUUGUCAUUCUGUGAGUGUGUGUGUGCGUGUGUGUGUGUUGUCCACUGGUUAAUGCAGCCUCAUGUAUUUGAUGUUUAAAAGAAAAUGUCCAAUACCUGUGUUAGAAUUAAGAGUUACUCUGUAAUGAAAAAUGUGAAAGUAAAACUAUGCCAUAUAUCUGA